This is a messenger RNA of Stegastes partitus (bicolor damselfish), 949 nucleotides long. RefSeq names its product NIP7 nucleolar pre-rRNA processing protein (gene nip7). Lineage: Eukaryota; Metazoa; Chordata; Actinopteri; Pomacentridae. The transcript has 5 exons. Gene Ontology annotation, biological process: ribosome assembly. Gene Ontology annotation, cellular component: nucleus. The record is from RefSeq and is a predicted model, not a curated record. The coding region runs from base 75 to 617 and encodes 180 amino acids. Gene Ontology annotation, molecular function: RNA binding.
ACGACUUCCGUUUUGAUCCACGUUUUUCUCGCAGGAGGUCUUCACUGCGAAAAACACGACUUUAGUUAAUAAAUAUGAGGCCGUUAACGGAGGAAGAGACGAAAACGAUGUUUGAGAAGCUGUCGAAAUACAUCGGUGAAAACAUAAAGCUUCUUGUGGACCGACCAGACGGUACCUACUGCUUCAGGCUACACAAUGACCGCGUGUACUACAUGAGUGAGAAAAUCCUUAAGUUGGCCACAAACAUUUCCCGGGACAAGCUCAUGUCGGUGGGUACGUGUUUCGGGAAGUUCACAAAGACCAAGAAGUUCCGCCUGCACAUCACAGCCCUGGAUUUCCUGGCUCCUUAUGCAAAGUUCAAGGUGUGGGUGAAACCUGGAGCAGAGCAGUCUUUCCUGUACGGGAACCACGUGCUAAAAUCAGGCCUCGGGAGAAUCACCGAGAACACCAUGCAGUAUCAGGGAGUUGUGGUUUACUCCAUGGCUGACGUGCCUCUGGGUUUUGGAGUGGCAGCCAAGACGACUCAGGAGUGUCGGCGAGUGGACCCCAUGUCCAUUGUAGUGUUCCACCAGGCAGAUGUGGGAGAGUUCAUCAGGAAUGAAGACGCAUUAACAUAAAGAUGCUGCAAACAACUGGACUGUCAAAAUCUUUGUUCCCUGUUGCAUACCCGUCAACAUUCAUCGAAAUCCACAGCCAGCGCAGCUUGUUUUUUUAGCUGCUUACUUUCACCACUGAAGAUUCUAUAGUUCCAUGGUUGGACUGUAUUCCCCUGCACUCAAAGGACUGAAACACUCAACAUAAAUUACUGUUAAUUUGCAACAUACAGAGCCGCCUGAUACUCUCCCUCAUCCUUUGUUUCAAAUGUUGUCUAAAUGAAGGGGGUGUGUUUCUGUGUGCACGUCUCUUGUAAAUGUCCUUUUUCAAAUAAAUCCGUGACAUCUUUGUAUUA